AUGAUCAACAACGUUCUUGCUCUUCUUCUUCUCUUGGCCGUUUCUAUGUGCCUCUUUGACUAUGCUGAAGCUCAAUGGGGAUACGGCGGAUAUGGCGGCGGAUACGGUGGAUAUGGCCCAUACGGAGGAUUCAGACGUCGUAUGAUGAUGCGCCAAAUGAUGUACGGAGGCAUGUACAACCCAUACGGAAUGUACGGAAUGUACGGAAAGUAA
Molecule: messenger RNA, 213 nt
Organism: Auanema sp. JU1783
Lineage: Eukaryota; Metazoa; Nematoda; Chromadorea; Rhabditida; Rhabditidae
Source: the annotation of a GenBank genome assembly